AUGGAUAUGCAGGAUUUCACACAGGCAUUACCAUUGAUAUUUCUCAACGGAUUUGAGGUGUCUGCUGUAAAUUAUCCAUAUCUUCGGACAGCUGCUGUGGACGGUCAAGACCCCAGUAAUCGAGCCUCGAUCUGGGCCCUGAGCAUUCGGCAGCGGCUGAGUAGCAGAAUCCAAGGGAACAGGAAACCUGAUGGCACAGACAUCGACCUUUUAGUCACUGAACUGAUAAAUACCUUCAUCACUGUGAUGCAGACCAACAAGAGGAGCUCGUGGCAAUACCUGUAUGAGGUUUUACACCUGACUGCACCGUACCGUGAAUAUCUACGUGGCGAACCCCAGCUGCUCCGUCACCUCGAAAGUAUCUAUUAUCACUACCAGAUGAACCGCUCUAAACUCGCUGGCAUCAACAUUCUGGGGGCAAUGGCUAAAGCUUUCCCCAGGGACCCUUCCCCUUUGUACGAAAAGAGCAGGAAGCCUGGCAGAGGUCGCAGAAUUACUCCAACUCACCUGCCCCCCCUUCCAGAGGAGGCUGUGACACCCACCCGAAUACCCCACAUGGCCACUUGUCACAGCACCUACACCCUGGCACAAAGCUUGCAGGACCUCGAUGGGCAGAAGCUGCUGUCAUUUGGUGAUCUCCAUGAAUCUGUCGCUAUUAUCGGGGCCAGUGCUACGCAGAUAGAAGCUGCAUGGCAAACGAAGCUGGGUCUCAUGUCAAAGGCAUUCAAGGUUAAUCUGACUGGAGAUUAUGGCCUGACUCAAACACACACCGAGAAAACAGAGAGGGAUUUACAGGAUGCCUCAUUGAUGACGAACCUGUCUGAGCCAGUGCAAGGUGAAUGUCCUGUUUCCGAGCCUCAUACGGGGGAAGCAGCUGUGGAAGUUCUGGCAAAGCACAGCCUCUUGGGAAAAACAAAAUUUUAUUACCUAAACAUCAGACCGAACCAGGAAUACAGGCCGUACGAUCUCAUUGUCGUUCCCAAACACAAGCUGAAUGCCGAGCACUACAUAUUCUCCACGUUCGGAGUCUUGGCCAUUUCUCCUGGACUUGGGACAGAGGUGAUGUCCCUUUCGGAUUGGCAGCGCGAAAUGAUGCUGUGGCGUGCACUGACUCACAUCCGUUUCUUUAGAAAUUAUCUCCUGCAGAAAACCUUCACCAGUUGGUAUCGUGAGGUGAGACGCCUGUGGAUGCUGAGGCAUCGGAAACUGUUGUGGAACACUCUCCUCCCAGCUAUCCCUCAUUUCGGAGCAGCUUUGCUACAGAUUUCCAGGCUGAUACAAGAGCUGCAACAAGUGCACUGGCUUCCUAUAGAUGUGACUGAACCUUACACUCUAGACGAGUUCCUGCAGCACCACAGUCACAGGACCACCGAGGCCUGCAACUUACUGGAGAAAUUCUUCAAUUACUGCAACAUUAUUCUCCAGAUGGUACGUGAGGACACUUACAAGAUUAUUCGAGACUGUAGAACACAGCUGGAGUUAAUAGAAGCCAACUUCCUGAAGGAGUCUCUGCAUGUGCAGCGAGAAAAGCAGGAGGUGGCUGAGAAACGCCUGCAAGAGGCCGAGCAGGUGGUUCAGAGUCUGGGCCGUCUAGGAGCUCUGGUCAAUCACAUGACAGUGCAGAAUCUCAUCACUGUGGCCCAAGGCGAGGUCCAAAAUUUUGUCCAACAUGUUUUGCAGAGCACAAAUGAACAGAGGCCAGCUUUCCUGAAGGUACACUUGGUGUUUGAUGCUGACGGCCACAUGACUGUGUCCCCAACUCGGUCCGUCCUCUUCACAAAAAUAACGGAAAUCCUGAAGUCAGUGGGUGAUAGCAUCCUCAAAGUGGUGGAGUCUGCGCAGAAUACUGGCCUUUCAAAACCUGGACCGGAGAAUCAGGGGGUCACUAGGAGCAAAGACUCACCCGAGACUGGGUCCAACAAGCCUUCGGAGACAGUGUGUAAUGUGUGCAGGACCCAACAGGAGGCAAGAGGAAGACCGAGAGAGGAAGGUUCGGGAGACGCAGAGACUGGACCCUGUCACAGCACGCAGCAUCUGAUCUCUAAGCCAUUGUGCUCUAUCCCACGGCCCUCAGUCCUGCUUGGGCCGCUGGACAGCAUAAGGCUGAUGGUCACUGGGGAGCAGAUGAAGGCUCAUUUCAACACAAUGCCCAUCAACCUUCUGAGGGCAGAGCUAACAAUAGACAGGAAGCUACAGAGUGCCCAGAGGAAGCAAAAACUCCUCAUCAAGGCUGCUAUGAAGGAAAUCAUUCUGUUCCGAGCUCGCCACAUUUGGCUCACAGCAAUUUACCAAAUGCUUCACAAAUGGAGCGCAGAUGAACUGGAGAAGCUGCGAGACUGGAAACUGCAGCAAUACCAGCUCCACCUGAUGCAGAUGAGGAAAUGGCUGAGGAGGAUGAAAGGAAUUGAUCAUCUGUAUGUUACCAGAAAUCGAGUGUUGGUUUUAGACUGUUCGAUUGUUCACAAGGAGAUGGCACCCUCUCUGAAGUCCAUGCAGCUGGAGAUUCUAAGGUUUUCGAAAGUGGAAUGUGAGCAGCGUACAGAGAAGCUUGUCAUUGACCUGUCAACAGCCAUCAAAGAACUGCAGGACAAGCCAAUAGGAGAUGUUGCCUUCGCCUUGUACUCAAGAAAGCUGGAUCUGAAUCAGGUGAUGAAGAUGUUGGACCAGUGGUUCCUGACAUUGAACCAGCUUCGAGAAUCUCUCCCUCCCAAUGAUGAGAUUCUGCGCGUCUUCGAAGAAAUGCUGUUGCAGUUUAAAAAGUUCUUACCAAUCCUGAUGGAUCUUCAUCGCCCCGAGAUACAGGAGAGACAUUGGAAGGCCAUCUUCAUAGAGAUGGGAGAGACCUGGAAUCCUGUGUGGGACAUGACCCUAUCUGAGCUUCUGUCCUAUGACCUUCCCAGUUACAGUGACUUUAUCGCACAGUACAAGUACGCAAUAAAACAGCUGCCCUGCUACAUCACGAACCAGCUUUGUGCAGAGGCAGUGACUUUCCUGUCAGUGGAGAAAGUCAACAAGCUGCUCAUCAAAGUAUCCAAGAUAUUAAUCAAAGCCAAGAAGGAAUUUGAAAUUCAGAAACUCUUGCGGUCAGUAGAGAAACUCUGGCAACAUUAUGAGUUCAAAUUUGUCACACACAUUGCAGUGUUUCAUUAUCAGGAGCCUCAUCCCAACGGAUCUGAAAGACCCCAAGGCGGAAAACAUCAUCCACCUCAGGAAGGCUGGGCUGCAAAAAACAGUGGAACACUGACCCUUAUCGAGAUGGAGAGAGUGAGAUGGCAGACUGAGGAUAGUUUGAUGACCUUGAGCAUGAUUGUGUCUACGACAGCACUUGGAAACAUUCAGGAAGAAGCUGAGAAACUUAUGGAAAUGAUCCAGCACUUUGGAGAGCUGCUGGAUCUGUGGAAGAUGUUCCAGGAUAAGUGGGUCUUUCUUCACCAGGUCUUUUACGAGAUGGAGCUGAAUGCUCGGAAACCAGAUCCAAGUUUGAUGAAGAAGAUUGAAGUGGUGGAUGGAUUGUAUCGCUGGGUGAUUCAAACCCUAUCCAGCAACCCCUCAGUUCUAUCUGUCAUCCUCUCCCAAGACACUAAAAAGUACCAGGGGAUGACCCUCAGGAUGAUCUUCAGCACUGGAAUUGAGGCCAUGGAAGAGAUCAUUCUCCAGAUGAAUCAUCUCCUGGAAUCUGCUCGGCAGGAAUUCCCACGUCUAUACUUCCUGAGUGAUGAUGACUUGUUGCAUUUGCUGACCCUGAGCUCUGAUCCCCGUAAGCUGCUGCCUUUUGUGACAAAAUGUUUCAGGGGGAUACAGGACCUUGAGUAUCAGGUCAUAAACAGUCCCAAUCUGAUAAUCCCACCUAGAGUUAAUGUGUUAGCAAUUCAUGGGGAUCUACAGGAAAGAGUCAAUCUAACCCCGCCACUGGAAGCUGCCCCUAAAACCAUCCCUUGGUUACGGAACCUGGAGCUCCGGAUUCAACAAAACCUGUUCCUUUCCCUGGACAGCUGUGUCGCAGAGAGGACAGCUUUGGCUAGGGAAAUCAACAGUAAGAUCAUGGUGGAAUCCUUGGGCAGAUCUGAAGCCUACAAGGCAGCACAGUUGAUGAAGCCAAUUUUAAAAUUAGCCAAUAGUUUCCCAGUGCAGUGCAUCCUGAUCGCUGAAGACUUCUGUUGGCUCAGUGACAUGAAGAAAGUGUUGUUCAAGAGAUCAAUCAGUAAAGAGUGGUUCAAAACUCUUUACAGUACCAAGAUCGACAGACUAGUGAUGAGUGUCCGUGGGCUCUGCAAGCAUUCCUAUAAGGAGGCUGACAACCCACGUGUUCUGCUCUUGUUGAAGUGUUUGAUUUCCAAGUCAAUGAAUCACCGAGAUAUUGCUGACAAUCUUAUUGCCUCAAACAUCCAAUCUGAGGCUUCGUUCGAGUGGCACAAAUUCAUAAAAUAUCAAUUUGGUUUUAAUUGGAUUUUCCCCAGAAGAGAAUCCUUGAAACCAUUGGCCACUCACUUUGGGCAUUCAGUGCCAGGUAGUGACAAGUCCAAGUUUGGCCUAAGAUGUUACAUUAAUCUCUUGGGCAAUAACUACUUUUAUGACUAUGAAUAUAUCAGCCCGAAGACUGUGUGUGUGCAGAAUCCAGUAACUGAGAGAAUGUGCCUGGCAAUGAUCUUUGCUCUUCAAAACUUCAAUCCAUGUGCUCUUGUUGGGACCUAUGGCACUGGUAAGAGCUCAACCAUCUCACACUUAGCCCAGGUGCUUGGCUAUCAGCUGGUUAUCUUCCAGUGCUGCAAGAAUAUGAGCUUGGCAUUCAUCACCCGCAUUCUGAGUGGUGCCAUUCAAUCGGGUGCCUGGCUGGUGCUGGAGAACACUGACAUUCUGCCAAUGGGAACAUUGUCGGUUCUGGGCCAGCUUUUGAACAGCAUUCAGAAUUCCUACAGGGAAUUAACCACAAAAGAUAUUUCUGACAGAUCGUACACGGACUGUGGAACUCGUCCUCACAGGAAGGAGUUUGGAACCAAUUUGGUGAGUGCACCAGAUAGUGAGAACAUGCACACCAGCUACAGGUAUACCUGGAGCUCUGAAUGCCAGAGGCAGUUUGACCCAACCACCCUAGGAAGUGUUGUGUUCGCAGGAAAUAUCAUCCCAGCCAGGGUGAAUUAUGGUGCUUUUGUAACCCUUCAAAGAUUUGAUUCCAGUCUUUCAAUUCCCGAGAAUCUUCGGUUGUUGUUGAGGCCGGUCAGUGUGAUUGAGCCAGAUGUGAAGGUGAUCAUUGAAGUGAAACUCAUCUCCAUUGGCUUCUUAAAGGCUCCUCAUUUAUCUGGAAAAGUUCUUACAAUCUUCGAGAUGAUAAAGGAUUCCUGUUCCAUUACAGAUUGCUGCUACUUACCACUGAUGGAAAAAGUCAUAGACAUUGCAGCAGAAGUCCUUUACCAAACAUUACAGGCAAAGAUCCCAGAACCCACUAGCAAUCAGUCCAAAAGACUUUCAAAUGUCCCCCAACCUCCGGCCUCUGAAGGCCAAGAUGAGCAGAAGGGGAAGAGAGGACAGGAAGUCUCUGACGGAGGUAGGGUGAAGGCAGACAAUGUUGAACAAUGUCUGUUAGUAUCUCAGCAGCCAAUUGCUAGUUCAACAAGUAAAGCCAAUGAGUCAGAAGAGUUCAGUGGAAAUAUAUCAACACCUGUUUUUAAAUCGAUUCUCUUGGUUGAAGAAUAUGCAAUCCUGAAAGCACUCAUUUUAACUCUGUUUCCAGCUGUGUCAGACCAGGAGAACCUCCUCAGUCUGAAGGGUUUACUGACAGACCUGUUUCCACAGUCCUGUAUCCCAUUUAAUAAUUCUGAGCCUGAUUCCCAUCUCCUAUCCUUCAUUGAACAGGAGCUGGUGGACACAGACCAUUAUGUGAACAAGCAAACAGUUAAUAACAUCCUUGUACUUUACCAAACACUAAAGGUUAGCAAAGGAGUGAUCAUGGUUGGAUGUUCAGGCAGUGGCAAGACUACCUCAUACAGAACAUUGUCAAGGACGUUGAAUCUUUUGGCCAGAAAUGAGCCGAAGUCGGCUGCACAUCAGUCUGAAAGUAUUGACCCCCCAUACAGAACUGUGCAAGUCUCUGUCUGUUUCCCGAACAGCCUAUCCACAGAGGAGCUCCUGGGAGCCAUGGAUCAUCAGAUCUGGAAGAACGGGAUUGUCUCCAAGUGGCUGAGUGAGGGUAAAAGCUGGUCCCAGGCCAGGGCACUUGUCAAGGAGUUUCAGUCACCUCAGGUGAAAGUCUGUCACUGCCCAGAACCUCUCAGGUGGAUUGUGUUGGAUGGUGAACUGUGUUUAGAUUGGCUGGGCCCCAUCAGCAGUUUGUUAACUCGCAAGCAAUCCCUCACCCUGUCCAAUGGGGACCAAAUCCCCUUAAUAGAAUCAACUUCCCUCAUUUUUGAAGUGACGGACCUCAGCAAUGCCCCUCCUUCAGCAGUGACCUGGUGUAACGUGGUCCAUUGUCAGGGAAGUCACAUGUGGGAGGCUGUAUUGGCCAACAUGUUGAAGAAGAUAUACAGUAACUACAGUGUGCCUCGCAACAUUGUUGAGCUGUUUUCACGACUCGGGCAGGAUCUUAUUCCAAAAACUAUUGCUUUCUUGGAGCAGCACUGUAUCCCUGCACUGACCCAGCAAGCAGAUUACAGCAUGAUCCAACAGAACCGAGUGGCACAGGGCCUGCAAGAGGUGAUGACCUUCACAAACAUUCUUAAGGUUCUCCUUGAUAAACACCUGUUACGUGACCAGCAGCAAGAGGACUCAGCAGGUACAGAAGGUACAGAGCAGACCAAAGUCACAUCACAACAUCAGCGUGCCCGCCUUGAUGACAGUAUCCUGCCCAAGAACUAUAUACUGGCCAGGAACAUCCUCGCUGUGGCUUACAUCUGGGGUUUCGGAGGACACUUGCACUCGAGCUGUUGGCCUCAGUUUGAUCAGUUUGCCAGGAAGGCUCUCAGCAGCAGUGACUACAACAUCAACAUCCCCUCAGAGGGCCUGCUCUUUGAUUAUUACAUUGAGCCUGCCACUGGCGGCCUGCAGGGUCUGUUCAGACACGGCGAUUCAGAAAAGAAGAAGACCAAAGUUCCAGCUUACGUUCUCAUUCCUGAGUUUGAGCGGUAUGUGAAGUUAUUGGAACUGCUGCUUUUAUCAGGUUGUUCCACACUGCUGGUUGGUGAGCAACUCUCUGGGAAGACCAGCUUUGUACAGGCAUUGAAAGGAUUAAUCUCCUGCCCCACUAUGUAUCGACUGCCCAUCAGCCCAAACAGCCAGCCCAGACACGCUCGAUGCUAUCUGACAGAGAGGGUCUUCACCAGUGGGCAGCAGGAACUCUCCUUACCAUCUGCAGUGACUGCUACUGCCAAGGCCAAAACCCUUUUCUUCCUGGAUGACAUUCAUGCUGCUCCUUUCAAGCCUGGUUCAGGAUGCCAACCAGUCAUCGAAACAUUCCGUCACUCACUGACCUGUCAUGGCUCGUAUGAUGGGAACUGUCAGCAGUUCCGUUACUUCCAUUCUGCCCGUGUCAACUAUAUCAUGACAUGUGCACCACUCCGAGGAAAAAUGGGUUUUGUCUCAUCUCGUUUCACCCGAUUGUUCACGGUCCUUGCUCUCCCAGAGAUGACCUCGGCCAUGUUAUCAGCCAUUUAUACCCCCUGUGUGACCCAGUGGCUGAACAGCUUCCCAACCUACACACUGGCCAGACACACCGAUCUGGCCCAAGCCCUUGUUUCAGCUACAGUGGAACUUUACCAGAGAGUGAGGCAGACUCUGAAGCCAUCACCUAGCCGUGCCCAUUAUCUGUUCUCAAUGGUAGAUAUUGGGGCAGUGUUGAAUGGUAUAUUCUUGUUGAAUCCUGCCUCUAUCACCAUGCUGGUCAAACCCAAGAAAGAUAUACAGAAGCAUUCAGGAUCUCAGAUAUCAUCCACCAUUUCAUCUGUCAUUAAAAUCAUCAUUGAUCUGUGGCUACAUGAGUCCAUGAGGACGUUCUCUGACUGCCUCCUGACUGAAGGGGAGAAGAAGACUUUGACACAGAUGCUGGUGGAAGUGGCUCAGUUUCAUUUCUGUACUUCUGAACGUGGAGCUGAAAGCCUUCGGCCUCUGCAGGAGAUAGCUGACUCCUCAAUUGAGGACUCUUAUUUGAGCCAAUCUAAUGUGGCAGAGUUCCGACAAAUCACCAUACCAGUCUCCCUGGAGGAGCAGAGUGCAGAUAGAUCUAGAGAGACAUCCGGUGAUGAUGGCGGAGAGGCUGGAGCUACCGCUAAUCUAGACCCCAAAACCCAAUUACCUCAAUCUCUGCAGCUCAAUGAAUCUGGAUCAAAGAUCUCAAGCAAGUCUUCAAAGCAAGCAGAAACCACCAAGAGAGAAUCUUCCAGUUCUAAGGUUUACAGUUUGUUGACUUCAGUCUCAGAUGGUCAGACACAUGACUCAAAGACCAGGGGCCAUUCUCCAACUAGGGUACCACACAUCGAUAUCUAUCCAACUCGCCUGACAGAAAGUGAGAGCUCUGUUCAGAGAAAGCAGAAACGUGCCAGAAGUCGCAGCAGGAAAUCUAAAAGGUCAGAAACUCUAAAAUCACUGCUCCCGUUCCACUUACUGCGCACAGAGGAAUCUAUAGUUAGCCUCAUUUACAGCAAGUGGCCUGUUCGUCCAGCUAAUAAACAGCAGAUGACCUCUCCCAGGUGGAACCCAUACCGGGAGGUGAGCUGUGAUACUCUAGCUCAGCAGCUCCAGCUAAUUGUCCAGAAACAGAACCACAAAAACAAAACCAACUACCAAAUCAUUUUCUUCAAAGAAUGUGUGUAUCACUUUGUACGUAUCUACAGGGUUCUGUGCACCCCCAGAGGUCAUUGCGUCUUGCUGUCUCUCACUAAUUUCUCUGGCCGUAAAACACUGGUCAGACUGGCCGCCUACCUCACUAUGGCCGACCUCUUUGAGAUCAAUGGUCAGAUGUCGAAACUGGAGAUGGCCAAGGUGAUUAAGCAGGCAAGUUAUGGAGCUGGGAUUCAUGGAAAAGACACAGUGAUCCUGGUCCACGGAGCUCUGAGGAAGGACACAUUCCAAGAUCUGAGUGAUGUGAUAGCAGAGGGUAAAUAUCCUGAGCUUUACACAGCCAGUGAAUUGGAGGAAUUAGCCAAGAUGUUUGCCAACGUCAAGAGGCUGCCACUGAAUGUGAAGAGAGAGCAGGUGAUUGAGAGGUUUCUCCUGGCUGUGUUGCAAUCUCUCCAUGUCGUGUUGCUGUUGAACACAUGGGACAAUGCGUACACACCUGGACUGAGGGCUGGUCUCCCUGGAUACCUGGCUCACUUCCUCCUGCACUGUAGCUGCAUUGAUGUCUGGCAGCCUUGGCCACACCAAGCUUACACCCAGAUCGCCAACUCACAACUCGGAGUCAGCAACCUCUCAACAAUCAACAGGACCAACGGUCAAUCAGUCGCUCAGAUUUGGACAAUGAUCCCAGAAAUCACCAAUGUCAUGGCUUUAAUUCACCAAUCAGCUUUGAGCUACUUGAAUCAUGUGUUCCCCAACCUACCUCUCAUUUCCCCACGUCACUACCUGGAUUUCAUUGACCUCUUCUGGAUGCUGUCCUAUAACCUGGAUCGAUGUGUGGCUUUGGAAAGUGAGAGGAUGGGAAUGGGUUUGCAUAAGAUCCAGCAAGUGUAUAAAGAAGCUGAGGAAUACAAGAAGCACAUAGAUGACCUGAAACACAAGCUCAAUGAACUGGCAGAGAUAAGGAGACAAUUGAUUGACCGGUUUGGGAAAGUGAAAGCAGAGUUUAUAGAUCUCAUGUCUAAGUGCCGUAAUGAGGAGUUCCGCAUCGCACUGCUAAUGCGAGAACUGGAGGCUGCACGCAAGAAAUUUGAUGAAGAAUUUGCCAUGGUGAAGCCAAUCUAUGCCACAGCUUUGAAAGCUCUUCAAUCACUGAACUCUGUCGAUCUGGAUGAGAUACGGACAUACCGAGCCCCCCCUCCUCCUGUUGUCAUGGUGAUGAACACCCUGUGCCUGAUGUUCGGAAAACCAGAAGGUUGGGACAACGCAAAACAGUUAAUCAGUCAGCCAAACUUCUACCAGGAAUUGGAAUUCUUUGAUAAGGAGAACAUUCCAGAAUCCGUGCACAAGGCUCUGCAGAACAUUGUGGAUCAACCUGAAUUCCAACCAGAUGUGGUGCGGGAGGCCAGCAGGGCUUUGGAAUCCUUCAGUAUGUGGAUUAAAGCAAUCUACCAGUAUUCCAGCUUGGUCCGUCAGUAUAGUCCUCCCUUUGACAACGAGAACCAAUCCCACAUUGAAGAAGCCCAGCUCAGACUGGGAAUGCUGAGGAAGCAGACGUUUGAAAUGAAGAAGAAACUGGUUGCCAUGUUACAGGAAGAUGGGGAUGAUUACUUGUCCGGCUUUGACUCAGUGACAGACCUCAGCGAUGCAGAAGUACUCCGGUUGGUGGAGGUGAAGGAGCGGGAUGCACUGCAGGCACUGAGUAACGACAAGGAUAUAUAUUUAGCUGAGAUGGCAGAAUGGCAGCAGAAACUGAAUGAAGCUGAGGAGCUGAUGCGUGCGAUGAGCCCUCACCAGUAUGACUGGGACAUUGCUUUGCAGCAAGCAAAAAGCAGAAGGAUGACAGUUGCUGGGGACAGUUUGUUGACAGCAGCUGCCAUAGUUUACCUGAGCCCCUUUGGCGAAAAGAUGAGGCAAGAACUCCUGAAGAAGUGGAAGGCAGCUUGCUACACCGGAGAGAUACAGAUGGAGCCAGAAGAUGUUCGACAGGAACUUGUAAAGUUGCGAGAAAAAACAUUCCCCACUUCGCAAGAAAAGGCAAGAUUGGCCACAGAGCACUGUCAACCUUCUAAAUUCAUCCCUAUUCGGAGUGACUUCCUGCUCCUGGACAUUCUCAGUUCCCUGAGAGAGCAGUUAAGGUGGAACAGUGCUAAACUUCCAGUCAAUGCCACGGCCAGAGUCAGCGUUCUACUUGCACGGGUCCUGAUCAAAUGCUGUCCCUUGCCAAUACCACUUUUCAUUGAUCCCGAUAACCAGUGCACAAUGUGGCUACAGGUCUUACAGGAGGGUGGUGGUCCACGUCUCGAUAGAGAGGUGCUGGGAGUCCCAGCUGACAACCCUUUCCCUGAAGAGGAAGGAGGAUCUGUGAACACGGUUACAGUAGAAUCAUUGAGCAACAGGAUUGCGGCUGACAUACUGACUGGAGAGAUUCCUGCGGAAGAUGAAGAGAUUGACUGGGUCCCUCAGUCGGUAACAGAGAAACCACCCAAUAACAUAUGGGUCUAUCCCAUCACCACUGAGAAACUGGACCACAUUGUGCUUACUGCAGCAAGCAAUGGGAUUGCACUCUUGGUGACUAAUAUUGAGCAAAGGCCUUUGACACCCCUUCUAAAGAAGCUGCUGAACGUUCAAACCUGGUGGAGUCACGAAGGACCUUGGGAGCUGACUUUUGGGAAGCAGCAGAUUGAGGUCAAGCCAACAUUUCACCUGUACCUGAGCACAAUAUUACCCAUCAGGAUCAUCAGUUUAGAGUUUGAUCGAAAUUUCCUGAAGCAGGUGAGAACGUUGUCCUUUACCAUCAGUGAAUCAGGACUGCAGGAACUCUUCCUCAAGGAGGUGCUGUACUUUGAUAGGGACAGGAUCAACAACGUGCAACAUACCCAGCAGAUGGACACAAUGUACCUUCAACACCAGCUGCAAGUGACACAGGAAGAGCUGAUGGACAAAGUGAUCCAAACUGCUACGAGUCUGCUCAAUGACAAGAUCAUCCAGACAGCAGCAGUGGAAAGUCAGGAUACCAAGGAGCAGAUACACAGUCAUCUCAAAAUUUUAAAUGCAAGUAAGAAGACUGCCAUUGGAGUGAAUGAGGACCCAUACGUCAUUAUCUCAAACAUCGGCUCUGAAAUGUACUGGGCUUUGAUUCAGAUCUGUCGACUCAAUCCUCUGUAUUACUUCUCGAAAACCAGUUUCAUGAAGGUGGUGAGGGAAGUUCUGUCCAAACGGAAUUUGAGAGUUCGCUCUUUAGGGACAGGACGCUCUACAGACCACUUCAUGGACCUGAUGUAUUACCUCAUGUCUGAACUUUACAAAUACUUCCGCUGGUGUCUCUGUGUGCAACAUGCCCGGUUGUACAGAUUCCUUGUAGCUGUUGGCCACAUGAAGGUGAUGCACACAGUAACCAAGUUGGAGUGGGAGCUCUUUCUGAGAGGGACCCAGGAUCUAAAAUAUGACGUAUCAGCCCAGAAUACCUCUGUCCUGAAGCCCAGUUGGGUGAGUCAUGAGACCUGGGAGAGUUGCUCCAUAUUAGAGAUGUUGCCUGCGUUUCGGAACCUCAGAAUCUCUCUCACCAAGAAUGCCAAUCAAUGGCGAGAGUACUUUGGCCUUUCAUCAACUGUGAUUAGUGCAAUUCCUUGCUCCUCAUUUGCACAUCUUACCACCUUCCAGAGGGCCAUCCUGUGGAAAUUCUUCCAGCCCCACAAGCUGAGUGUGAUUAUGAAUGAUGUGGUCAGCUGUGAGCUGGGAGGAACACUGACUAGAGAUUUGCGUCUCAACAUCACGUCCCUCUUCAACUACAGCUGGCAGAAUGUUCCAGUCAUGUUUCUCCUGCCUGAAGAUGGUUCACCGAGUCUCUCCACACACCCGCUCUACUGGAUUGAACAGAUGGCGGGACAGCACCAGAUGCAGAAUAAAAUCCAUGUCAUUACUUGUGGAGCACAUGAUGACAUGAACAAGAUUCAAAAUGAUUUACAGAUGAGCAUGAGCAAAGGAAGAUGGCUGGUUCUGAACAAUUGUCACCUGUUGGAACGCUGGGACAGUGAGCUGCUCAAAUUUCUCCUUCAGCUAAUCACAGCCUAUAAAGCUUACCUUCCUACUGAAGGUGCUUCCAUUGCAGUUUCCAAAUAUGAUGUGUGCCAUGUUCUUGAAGAGGAGACAAUGACAGUCCUGACCAAUUCCGAGCUCAUCAUCCACCGGGAUUUCCGCCUGUGGCUCAUUUUCAAAAACAAUCCUGGUGUCUCCCUGCCAGGGACACCAUUGACAAAUCUCACACAUGAUGAUAUUGAGAAACGGAUCAACCGCAUGUCCAACUCCAUCGAAUCUGUCAUAAUCGGAAUUUGCAAUGGCUUCGAGGAGCAGCUCUUCAUCCAAAGCAGUGAGUUCAUGAACUCCAUUCUCUUCAAGGCUGAGACCCCACUUCACCCUUCCCAAAUAGACAUCAGCCACAACGAGAAAAUGAAAGCCUUUGCCAGUGAUAUUCUGAGCAUUCUCCAGGACCUGCAGAACUCAAUGACAACUAACCCUGAGGUUGAAGACAGAGACGGGAAGUGGGUCAGUGCAGAGCUCAUGAGGAGGUUCCUCCUGAGGGAGAGGCAUCACUUCAGGCACUUGGUUGACCAGGUCCUGUGUGACCUCAACAAUGUGAUGCAUGUUCUGGAGGGAUCCAGACUCUCCAACCUCGAGUCAGAUGACAUGAUUGAAUCGCUGAGGAGUGGCCAACUUCCUGGUGCCUGGAGGUCACUGAGCCGAGUGAGAGCACCACUCCUGCAGUGGGUACUGCUCCUGAAGAUGAGGCUACAGCUGCUGAACAAUUAUCUGGAUGGCCCAGAGCCUCCUGUCUCCUACAACCUGACAACAUUUCAGCAUCCACGCCUGUUACUCAGAGCUCUGCUGCAGCAGAAAGCUCAGUCUGAGCAUCUUGAUCUGAACAGAUACAGCAUACAAAGUCAGGUCUUGGGGAGUUCCCUCCCUCCCAGCAGCCCCCCAGCGGAUGGUAUCUACAUAACUGGCCUCAGGAUACACAACGCUCUCUGGGACAUAACAAACGGUUUCCUGCAGGACACUCUGUCUGUCAAACCGUGCAGCAUGCCAGUGGUGUGGCUCAGGGCAGAACACAAUGAGGUGACUAAUACCCAGUACCUUUACCCAUUCUUCAUGUGCCCAGUCUACCAGGGGGCAGAGAACAUUGCAGUGGACCUGCAGGACAGCAACGUGAUCACACAUUUACCCCUCGAGUCAAGGAUGGACCCUUUGGUCUGUGCACAACGACGGGUUCACAUCGUGAGCAUCAUCUGAAGCCAAUAUUCAGCAUCAACAUUGUCCUGGGCCAAAUGAGAAACG
Molecule: messenger RNA, 14097 nt
Organism: Rhincodon typus (whale shark)
Lineage: Eukaryota; Metazoa; Chordata; Chondrichthyes; Orectolobiformes; Rhincodontidae
Product: dynein heavy chain domain-containing protein 1
Exons: 37
Coding region: 1-14052 (4683 amino acids)
Biological process (GO): microtubule-based movement
Cellular component (GO): dynein complex
Molecular function (GO): minus-end-directed microtubule motor activity; dynein intermediate chain binding; ATP binding
Source: RefSeq, a predicted model, not a curated record